UCUUUUAAUGUAGACAGGGCUUCACAGACAAAGACUUUAUUUAGAGCAGACUAGUCCAGACUGACAAAUGAUUUUGCGAAGGGGAGUGUGCCUUGCUGGGACUGGGCGUCUGUCAGCACAAUAGUUCACUGGGAGGUUUACUCACGCUGUGCUGUACUGUAUCAGUGUAGAUAUCAAUGCAUAGUCCACUCUGCUUAAAAACCUACAGGGAUUGGAGAACAAGAAACACCUUCAAUAUAUAGCACACACUUUUCUGUAGUCUGAAGACACCAUGAGCGAGCGAUUCGACUGUGAUAACUGCAAGGAGUCCCUGUAUGGCAGGAAGUAUAUCCAGUCGGAGGACCGUCCUUACUGCAUCCCCUGCUACGAUAGCCGAUUCGCCAACACGUGUGAUGAGUGCAAAGAACUGAUCGGGCAUGAUGCCAGGGAGCUGUUCUAUGAGGAUCGUCACUACCACGAGCACUGCUUCCGCUGCUUUCGCUGCGACCGCUCGCUGGCAGACGAACCCUUCACCAGCCAGGAGGAGGAGCUGCUCUGCAACGACUGCUACUGCAAUGAAUUCUCAUCCAAGUGUGUCGCCUGCGAUGAGACAGUCAUGCCAGGCACACGGAAGUUGGAAUACAGUGGUAGCACUUGGCAUGAAAGCUGUUUCAUUUGCAACAGUUGCAAGCAGCCUAUAGGAUCGAAGGCUUUCAUUCCUGAUAAGGAGGAUCAUUACUGUGUUCCCUGCUACGAGAACAAGUUCGCCCCGCGCUGCACUCGAUGCAAGAAGACGCUAGCCAAGGGUGGCGUGACCUACCGUGAUGAGCCGUGGCAUAAAGAGUGCUUCGUCUGCACUGGCUGCAAGACCCAGCUGGCUGGCCAGCCCUUCACCUCUCGGGAAGACAGCCCCUACUGCCUGAAAUGCUUCGGCAACCUGUACGCCAAGAAGUGUGAAGCAUGCAGCAAACCCAUCACAGGUUUUAGCGGAGGUAAAUACAUCUCGUUUGAAGAGCGCCAGUGGCACCAGACCUGCUUCACCUGCUCCAGAUGUUCCACCUCCCUGGUGGGGAAAGGCUUCUUCCCAGAGAACGAAGAGGUCUUGUGUCGAGAGUGUAACAGCGACCUAUAAACCAGUGGCUCUUGGCAGUCCUUUAGAGACCACACCAUAUUCAUUGAAUAAACCCACUGAAAUAGAAAAGGGUGCAUCUGGAAGUAUAUGGAGAAUGUUGAGUGUGUGAAUGGACCUGAUUUUUUUUCAAAGAAUUAAGAAACAAAUAAUAGCUGCAUCGAUUUAUAUCCUCGUUUUGAGUUUAGAUUGAAUCUCUACUCCAAAUCCAUUAGCUCAUUUUUUUUUUUUUCAGAAAGGAAAAAAAACGCAACCAAGUACAUUUUUAAUGUUCAGUAUAUCCAUGACAAAUAUAUAUUUGAGCCAGAGCUCUUUCAAAAUGCUUUUUGUUAAUGUUGCUGUUUAUUCUUUCAGUUGAAGGUUUCAUUUUUGAAUGUAUAUUCAAACUGUUUUUUUUUCCCCAGUCCACUCUAGUAAUACUGUGAUGUACAUUAGAUAUUUGGGCAUGGUUAGGUAUACACUGUACAGGCUUUUUGGUAAAAUGCAAAUCAAACAAAAAAUGUCUAAUAAAAAAUUAAACGCGACCCAUACAUAUCAUUAUUUUUGAAUAAUAACGCUUGCUUUAUUUGUUCACGAUUUUUAAACUCAUGAAGUAGUGCAAGCCAAGGUCUAAAAUUAGCAUUUUUACCUUGAAUGUACAGAACAUUUGUAUUUGAAUGCAUCUUAAGCUCUCUUUUCAAAACCAAUAAAACUGGGUACCAUAUAUACAUUUCCCUAAAAGGUCCAUUGGUUUUCUAAAGUAUGACAUAUGAGUAUGUAUGUACUAAUAUAUAUACAUACAUAUAAAUAGGACAUACGUACUCACUCUUCAUUAUACAGUGUUUUGAGUAUCAUGCAUGAUCAGUUUUUUGUAACCACUAUUAAAAGUCCAAGUAAAAAGGAUUAUGUUUAUCAUUUAGGUUUCACACACAGAUCUCCCCAUCAUUUUACCACUAACACACAACUUUUUGUAUUUUUCUAUCUAUGCUGUGUUUUCUUCUUCCCUACAUGUAUGUUAUCUUGAAUAGUAUUAUUGCUUUGUAACCAAACGGUUUGGAAAAGUGGGCUAGCCCCCAAACUCCACAUUGUACUUUGUUAAAGAGAUGAAGGGGUAGAUGUGCUGAAGUGUUGUGGCUGUCUCAAUAGUCACAAAUCAGUUGCAAACGAGUCAGAAGUCUGGGGUGAAAUGUACUAAACAAGCGUAAUGCUGUUAGCGACUUUUUAGGGAAUGCUUUACAGCAGCAGUUUUGCUUUGCUGUUCAGCCUUGGGGCGUUCCUGCAUGAAUUUGCAAAAAGGGGGUGGAGAGUCUCAAAUAUUAUAUUGAGGUGUACUAAAGCUGCCUGCCAUUGAAACACUUACAAUUGCAUCAAUUUAACUUUUUGAAAGCAUGUUUUAAACAGUCGCAAUUAUUGAUGGCAUUUCCCAGUGUGCCUUUUCUUGUGGUUGCCAGUUGUGCUCAAUGCAUUUGAGGCGAACGGUCAAAUACCUAUUUUUCCCUAAAUGCAGGGUGUACUUGCAAGCCUUGAAAACCAAAUUUCUGUGACACUUCUGGUUUCCCCAAUGUGUCGGGAGCAAUAGACUGCACACAUGUGCCUCUAACCCCUCCAGCUCAUUCCGAACAUCUGUGUAGGAAUAGGAAACCUAUUCUGUUUAAUGAGCAGGGGGUUUGUAAUUGUGCACAAUUUAGCACUGCACCACUGACUAACUUUAAAUAGAAACUGACCUAUACAUUUGUCUUAUAGGCUACUCAUGAUAAUACAAAUUAGUGGUAUGUUUGCAUUUUUUUUUUUUUUUUUUUUUUGAUUUUUGAAAAAGCUGACACCUAUCGGACAAACAUCCAGUUUAGACAGGGGCUACUAUAUGGUUAUGAGAAGUUUUUUGAUAGAAACACAUUUUUUAUUUGGGGG
Polyodon spathula (Mississippi paddlefish) is the source of this 2995-nucleotide messenger RNA. RefSeq names its product four and a half LIM domains 3a (gene fhl3a). Bases 272 to 1111 code for a protein of 279 amino acids. Gene Ontology annotation, biological process: actin cytoskeleton organization. Lineage: Eukaryota; Metazoa; Chordata; Actinopteri; Acipenseriformes; Polyodontidae. Gene Ontology annotation, molecular function: transcription coregulator activity; actin binding. Gene Ontology annotation, cellular component: stress fiber; nucleus; Z disc. The transcript has 6 exons. The record is from RefSeq and is a predicted model, not a curated record.